GGUGAAUUAAUUCUUCCCACGUUGUAAAGCUAAAGGUCAAAUUAAAGUAGUACUCUCCAUUUCCUCAUGCUUUUGCUUCCCACUAAUAUAAGUGGCGAUGCAUCGAGACGCUUUGGCCAAAAUUGUUGCUGCACACGUGGCAGCUGCCACCCCCGUUGGUCUCGCCGUCAUGCAUUUCCGCCGCCGCCAAUCCGCUCUCUCAAAGGAUGAUCUCAACCGCCUUGCUCCGAUCCUCCAUCAGACCGGCUCCGGCCGCCUCGGAAAAAUCGAGAAAUUUUCCCAUUAUCUUGCAAGGCAAAUUGGAUUUGAGGAUGAAAAGGAGUGCCCUCAGCUGAUUAAAUUGGCGUAUGAAUAUCUCAAGAGAUCCAAAGGAGUUGAUGAUAAAAUAUAUGAGUAUUUCUCAAAGCAGCCAAAUGCAGAGGAUUUGUAUGUCAAUUUGGUUGAAGAAUUUGAAAGAUGCAUUCUUGGAUACUUGGCUUUUCACUGGAGUCAUGCCUCCCACUUAAUUACUCAGGUUCUAUUAAUUGUUUUUAUGGAAUUUCUCAUAAUAAUUUUUUUGGCUAUUAUUAAUUAUUGGAGAUUAAUUAAUGUGCAGAUACUGAGCCUUGAUUCUGAACAAAAGAGGCUAAAGGAGUUCGUGAUGGCAGCAACGAGGAAACUAAGGUUCGAUAAGAUGACCAAGGACCUUAAAGUGACGAGAGUAUUCUCUACAUUAGUGGAGGAGUUGAAAGCAAUCGGAACGAUAACAUCAAACAAUGAACUAAAUCAUUCGGACGUCAUGGCUCCGGUUGCCCUCAGCCAACGCAGCCCCGUCCUCCUCCUCAUGGGCGGCGGCAUGGGCGCUGGCAAGAGCACUGUCCUUAAGGACAUCAUGAAAGAAUCAUUCUGGUCGGGAGCAGCAGCAAACGCUGUUGUUGUGGAGGCCGAUGCUUUCAAGGAGACAGAUGUAAUCUACCGUGCCUUGAGCUUAAGAGGCCAUCACCAAGACAUGCUUCAAACAGCUGAACUCGUGCACAAAUCUUCGACAGAUGCUGCGUCGUCGCUCCUGGUGACCGCGCUGAACGAAGGGCGGGACGUGAUCAUGGACGGGACCCUGUCAUGGGAGCCGUUUGUUGAGCAGACAAUUGCAAUGGCGAGGAACGUGCACAAGCACCGGUAUAGGAUGGGAGUUGGGUACAAGGUUGAGGAGGAUGGUACCAUCACGGAGAACUAUUGGGCUCGUGUGGAGGGCGAGGGAGACGAAGAGACGAUGAAGGAGAGGAUGAAGCCUUAUAGGAUUGAGUUAGUGGGAGUUGUGUGUGAUCCCUAUCUUGCUGUUGUUAGAGGCAUAAGGAGGGCAAUACAAAUAGGGAGAGCAGUGAGGGUGAAAUCACAGCUGAAAUCACACAAGAGAUUUGCAACUGCAUUUCCAAGAUACACUGAGCUUGUUGAUAAUGCUAGGCUAUACUGCACCAACGCGCCCGGAGGCCCUCCCAGGUUGAUAGCAUGGAAAGAUGGAGAUAGCAAAUUGUUGGUGGAUAGAGAUGAUAUAAAGUGUUUGACAAGGGUGAAAGAGUUGAACGAGGAAGCAGAGUCGAUAUACGAGCUGUAUAAAGAUCCAGCCAUAAUGUAUGAAGCUGAGUCAGUUUGGAAUGAUAUAGUGUUGCACUCUGCUAGGGAUAGUCUUCAGCUGCAGCUUCAAACUGUUGUCAAGAAAAUUGAAACCCAUGUUUCUUCAUGAGAUUUUGUAUUUUACUUCAUGUUGAUCAAUUAGCAGACAAAAUCUGUAUGAAAAGAAUUCUAUUUUCUCUC
Molecule: messenger RNA, 1791 nt
Organism: Salvia splendens (bonfire salvia)
Lineage: Eukaryota; Viridiplantae; Streptophyta; Magnoliopsida; Lamiales; Lamiaceae
Product: calmodulin calcium-dependent NAD kinase-like
Exons: 8
Coding region: 98-1720 (540 amino acids)
Molecular function (GO): kinase activity; ATP binding
Source: RefSeq, a predicted model, not a curated record